Scleropages formosus (Asian bonytongue) is the source of this 2956-nucleotide messenger RNA. It is a transcript of the gene armc2, whose product is annotated as armadillo repeat containing 2. Gene Ontology annotation, molecular function: protein binding. The transcript has 18 exons. Lineage: Eukaryota; Metazoa; Chordata; Actinopteri; Osteoglossiformes; Osteoglossidae. Bases 112 to 2799 code for a protein of 895 amino acids. Gene Ontology annotation, biological process: cilium organization; sperm axoneme assembly. The record is from RefSeq and is a predicted model, not a curated record.
GGACGCGCGGAGCGCGUUGGUGAAGCGAUUCCAUUCGUCGUCUGUGAGGGAAGACACAUAAAUUUGGACUUUUUCUCUGGUUAAACUGGAGUAAAAGGCCGGGUAACGGUAAUGUCCAUCGGGGGACGUGUGGGUGAGUUUGAUGCGUCCAUGGCACACGUGCAGGAGAAGAGCGAGCCCUUUUGCGGGACUCUGCAUUCGCGGAAGACGAGCGCUGAAAUUGUGAGUGAGGCCAGGCGGUCCCUCCGGACAGUCUGCACCCAGCGCCCCUUCACACCCAAAGACGAGCAGAGGAGGCUGUUCAGCCAGUGGUCCCCCCAUACCGCCGAGGGGAGACCUCCCUCUGUUUUCAGCCUUCACGCUCGCCACUUUGAAGGGUGUGAUUCACGGCCCGGAUCUGGCAAACGCCUCUCCCCGUUGGAGCACGUGCCCAAACUGCCCGCGUCUCUGGUGGACGAUGACGGUGGCGCCGAUGCCAUUGACAAUCCCGCUGUGCGGCCCCAUCAGCUCAGGAAGUUGGGAACGGUUGAGAACCGCCAAAUUAGAGACACUCCCCUGGGGGGGUUCUCGCCACCGAGGCUGCGGGAGGAGCACAAGCCCAGAGGUUUGUCUCCUCGCGCCGUCUGCUCUCCGGCCCCGUGCGCCGAUGCGACCCCCCAGCCGUCCGGUCUCGUGAAGGCCAGACCCGGCAAAGAGAGGGGCAUCUCCAGGGCCGAGGGCGAGAAAACCGUCCCCUGGAGACCGGAGCCGCCUGGAAGGGAUCCUUCCGGACACCUUCAGCACAUCAUCGCCGAUGUGACCCCAGCAAGAGCAGCAGAAGCAGCACCGCGUGAAGGUGUGUUCCAGGAAAUGAAAGGCGAGCCCUUAAAAAAAGCAGAAUGCGUGGACCUCCAGAACACAUCCCAUUCUCAUGACCUGAGUCAAGUCACAAGCCACGGGGCCCACAGGGCAGGUGUGACAGAAUCGGGCGACAGCGACUGCACGGCUGCGAACAACUCGGAGGAAGCUUACUGGAACACCAGGGUCUUGCCGCUUCUCCAAGAACUCGACUCCUUGGCAUCGGAUGGUGCCGUGGAGAGCCUGUGUCAUGCGUGCGACCGCCUUCACGGUGUCCUGGCAGAGAGGGGCUUGCUGGGCAGGAAGUGCAGGAAGCGACCCGCGUUGCUCCGGUCACUUUUCAAGCUGAUUGACGUGGGCUCGGACCGCCUCAGCCUGCAGCUGUCCAAACUCGCCCUUGCACUCAGUGUCAGUGGAAAGAAUCUGCUCAACGUUUGCAAACUGAUCUUCCGAAUCAGCCGGAACGACAGCAACGAUGCUCUCUUCCAGAACAACACCGUGAUAGACUCGCUGCUCUCGCUUCUGCGCCUUGAGGACGUGUGGUCCGCUGGCGAGGCCUUGCUCUACUGCAUGGGCUCCCUCAAGUUCCUCUCCGGGAACCCCUCGCUGCUCAGGGAGCUUCAAGACAAGGGCGCCGUCCCGGCCCUGCUGGCGCUCACCCGCAGGCUGAACGAGGCCACCGAGGAAGGCCAACGCAGUGGCCAAGGGCGGAGCCACGACACCUUCUCCACGUCUGGCCACAUCCUGCUGCAGCUAACGGCCGCCCUGAGGAACCUGUCGGACCUUUCCGAGAGCCGAGCCCAGUUCCUGCGUGACCCGGGGCUGCCGGAGUUGUGUGACGUGCUGAGGCUGCACGCAGGGGACCGGGACCUGUGCACCAACGUAGCCCGGAUAUUCAGUAAACUGUCCUCUUACCACGAGUGCUGCGUUGCGCUGGCCGCCUGUCCUGGUUGCUCCCUGGCUUUCUCCGAGCUUCUGAUAAAGCACAAGAAGCAUCAGGACCUGGUGGUUCGCAUACUCUUCACUCUGGGGAACCUGACGGCCAAGAGUGAGCGUGCCGCUGCAUGGUUGAGCGCCAAGGGCUCUAUGCUAGAUGUGCUUCUGGACCUCUUCCCGACAUAUGGCCACAUGGACUCGGACCCGCAGCCAGGUGCCGGCGACAUCCUGGCCAAGCUGACCCGGGUCCUGGCCAACGCGGCCGUGCACCCCGGGCCCGGACGCGUCCUGGCAGCCGACGCGCGCUGCGUCGAGCUCCUGCUCGAGGUUCUGGAACACACACCUGUGGAGCGGUGCGAGGAACUCGCCAUCAACACGGCUGCUGCCAUCAACAACCUUUCUUUCUACCAGGGCGAGAGCUCCGUGGUCAGAGCCAGACCACUUCCUGUCGCUCGCUUGAUGAUGAAACUCCUGCUGAGCUCCAACAUGGAUUGUGUCUUGGAGGCCACGCGUGUCCUGGGAAACCUCUCGCAGGCCCAGGAGGUCCGGGACUUUGUUCUGCAUCACAAAGCCCACUGCUUCGUGGUCACUCUGCUGGACUCGAAGAGGCAGGAGCUCUGCUACGGCGCCUGCGGCGUUCUCACCAACCUCACAGCCGACCGGAACCUGAGAGCUGCCCUGAGAGGCGAGGGAGCCGUCCAGAAGCUGCUGGACUGCGUGAGGGACUGGGGGGCGGUGGACUGGCCUCUGGCUGGACUGGCUUGUCAGGCCCUGUGGAACCUCAGCGAGGACGGAGCCGCUCUGUCCUUUGGCACUGAUCGAUCCCGCGCUCUGCUGCUGCUCCUGCAGAAUUACCUGGAAGCAGAUCUGGUGCUGCAGUGGUGUGAGGCAGGAGACCCGAGACAAGACGCGAAAGCGGUUUACCAGGGAUGCUGGGAAAUGGAGUUCCGCCCUGUGGCUCAGCGACUGAAGGACCGACUGCAGAACCAGCUGGGUGUUUCAGACCAUCUUGCUGCUCCAUCCUAGCACUGCGUAGAGGUGCAGGUCCCUGCAAACCGGGCCAUCAUAGGAUCACUACUCUCCAUCAUGGCUCUUUCUACUCAAAUGUGUCAAAUUUACACAGCACCUGAUAUUUGUAACCUUAUUUUUAUCUAUUUAUUUAUCAGACACUUGCAUCCAAGGU